Molecule: messenger RNA, 3431 nt
Organism: Hipposideros armiger (great roundleaf bat)
Lineage: Eukaryota; Metazoa; Chordata; Mammalia; Chiroptera; Hipposideridae
Gene: ASPHD2
Product: aspartate beta-hydroxylase domain containing 2
Exons: 3
Coding region: 234-1343 (369 amino acids)
Cellular component (GO): membrane
Source: RefSeq, a predicted model, not a curated record
CAGGCUUGGACUUCCUAAAAAAAAAAAAAUCAUUUCACAGUGACCAGCCCUACUUGCUAAUGUGACAUAAAGCAGCUCUGUCCACCCUACCUACAGUGACUUUUGCCAGGAGUGCAGUGGUGGACGUAGGUGGCCUGGUUGAUUGUCAAUGCCGCCCUUUGCAGGAUCCGAGGAACAGUGGCGGCCAUGCCUCCCCCUGCCCCAGCUGCCCCUUCGCCCCCGCGCUAACCUGCAUGGUGUGGGUGCCCUUGGGACCCCAGAGGACUGACUGUCUGACCUUACUUCACACCCUCCACAACAACUCCCCCAAGAUGUCGCUCGAGUGGCUGGUGGCCUGGAGCUGGUCCCUGGAUGGCCUGAGGGACUGCAUCGCCACGGGCAUCCAGUCCGUAAGGGACUGGGACACCACCGCUGUCGUCACUGUGGCCUGCCUGCUGGUCCUGUUCGUGUGGUACUGUUAUCACGUGGGCCGGGAACAGCCCCGGCCCUACGUCUCCGUCAACUCCCUCAUGCAGGGCGCCGACACCAAUGGGCUACAGAACGGGUACGUGUACUGCCAGUCCCCUGAGUGCAUCCGCUGCACCCACAACGAGGGGCUCAACCAGAAACUCUACCAUAACCUGCAGGAGUACGCCAAGCGCUACUCCUGGUCCGGCAUGGGCCGCAUCCAUAAGGGCAUCCGUGAGCAGGGCCGCUACCUCAACAGCCGGCCCUCCAUCCAGAAGCCGGAGGUCUUCUUCCUGCCAGACCUCCCCACCACGCCGUAUUUCUCCCGGGACGCCCAGAAGCAUGACGUGGAGCUGCUGGAGCGGAACUUCCAGACCAUCCUGUGUGAGUUUGAGACCCUCUACAAAGCUUUCUCAAACUGCAGCCUCCCGCAGGGCUGGAAAAUGAACAGUACCCCCAGUGGGGAGUGGGUCACCUUUUACUUGGUCAAUCAGGGGGUUUGCGUUCCCAGGAACUGCAGGAAGUGCCCACGGACGUACCGCUUACUCGGAAGCCUUCGGACCUGUAUUGGGAACAAUGUUUUUGGGAACGCAUGCAUCUCCGUGCUCAGCCCUGGGACUGUGAUAACGGAGCACUAUGGACCCACCAACAUCCGCAUCCGAUGCCAUUUAGGUCUGAAAACGCCAAGUGGCUGCGAGCUGGUGGUGGGGGGCGAGCCCCAGUGUUGGGCCGAAGGCCGCUGCCUGCUGUUCGACGACUCUUUCCUACACACUGCGUUCCACGAAGGUUCCGCAGAGGACGGCCCACGGGUGGUUUUCAUGGUGGAUUUGUGGCAUCCAAACGUCGCAGCGGCUGAACGGCAGGCCCUGGAUUUCAUCUUUGCUCCAGGCCGAUGAGAACAUCUCCCAUGCUGGGGUCAGCGAGAAUGGCCGCGGGUCAGCCUGGGCAGGCUGUGGUACCGUCAGCACCCACCCGCAUCCACGAUUCCAUGCUCAGAAACCUGCCUCAACAGAAAGCUCUUCUUUGGAAUUUUUAUACCAUGUCGGGUCCCUCUUCCUUUUGGUUAUUGUGAGUGGGAAAUUUUCAGCUCGUAGUCCCUUAGAUUUUUUUUUUUUCCCUCCCAGUCAUUUGCUUCUGCGAUUCCUUUCUGCCUGAUAUGGCGCCUUACUUUGCUCUGUGUGACCAGAGGCUCGGUCCCCCUGUUGUCUGUGUCACGUGGCUACUUGGUUUGUUCAGUCCUCUCUGAAAUAGAGUAAUCAAACGGUUAUUUGUUUGAAUGUAACACCGUAAAACUUCUUGUGGUCACCUUCCAAGAAAACAACAAAAACAAAACACCGCGAACCUGAGCGCUGGAGAACUUGGCCUCUGCUGCUGUCACAGUUGCACAGGGGACUCCUCUGCCUGCGCCUCCCCGCCCCUCCCCCAAGGGCAGGGGAAGAGUCUGCAGCCCUGGCAUCCAGCUGCUUCAUUGGCAGGGUGGACACGGUCAGGGGCAGCGCACAGUGUCAUGGCUUGGGUAAAUGUCACCAUCUGCUCUCCCCACCCCAAGCCCUGUCAGGUCCCUGAUGGUAGAGAGCAUUCGGCUGGUGGGAUUUGAGGCUUUCCUUCAAAGCUGAGGCUGGUGUCCUCAGGAGCCCAGGUGGGGCUCCCACGGGUCAGCCACAGAGUGUGUGACUCACUUACCUCACUGCCUACAGAAGCCCUACUGCCAAACCAGGCCUGGCCAGUUCCCUGUUUUAGCUGUUGUGAUGAUGAACUUCGAGACCACCGGGUUGGCUAAUUUGAGCUGUGGCGGGAUAAGAUCUCACUCAUCCAGUGGCAUCCUGGAAAGCCUUUCUCUGGCAAAACUGAAAUCAUAGAUCCAACCAAAGUGUCUGUUUUGUUUUGGAGUUCUGUUGUGUAUGAUUUUCCAUUUCUUUGUAUGUACAUAAAUGUCCAAAUGCUGGACUCGGAGACAGUGGGAGAGUCAGCCCUAUGUCUUUGGCAUUGCACAAGGUGUGUGCUAAGUGACAGCAGCCUAAGCCAAUGUGUGAGUGAGGACACUGGGAAGACAUACGGACCCAAAGGGCCACCAGAGUCACGGUGCUGGCUUUUUGGUCUCCUGUGAAGGACGUGGCCAGUUUGAGGCACUAAGUCUAGAAACAGCCUCCUGUGAGGCUGUGUGUGUGAAAGGGCAGCCUUCAGCCAUACUAGAGAUGCCAUUUUUGAAUAAUGUAUUAUGGCAGUGUCCGACUGAUAAGCCGCGGAGCGGUUUGGAAUACACAGCUUGUCACAUAUGCAGGGACAGCGUUUCUAUCCGAAUGGAAGCGAGCAGCUUCUGGUUUCUAGAACAACCUCCAGAAAUAAACAUCUGAAAUGCACUAGGCAGUUCCUAGCAAGUAUGCAAAGAAAACGGGUCUACAGUUGAGUAAAAUUUCUACAAGCUAUUUUUCAGUGAUUAGACUGCAAAAAAGGGCAGACAUUUCAAAACACCUGAAGUCUUUUUACUCAUUAAGUAUUUGUUAAGGAAUCACCGAGGUGCAUGAUUUCUGUACAUACCAACUGCUCUACGUUUACAAAGCCAACAGCCCACACAGGUACCUGGCUACCUGGACUCAUGGGAUGUGGUUGGGGACCAGGAGGUAAAUAAAGGAUCUUGCUGUAAACCAGAGUGAAGUGGUAAAGUUGUCUGUUGGGAAGAAGAUGUGACUUGGGCAGAUGUGUGAGUUUGAGGCUCUUGGUGUUUAGAUCGUGUUACAGCGACAGGUGGGAUCCUGAAAGUGACCAGUAUAGUGAGUGAAGCACCGUGGAGUUCUAAAAGAACGGGCGUGGGGCGGGGAAAACAAGCAGAUCUGUGCGGUGUUAAGGAACGGCGGCUGUCACCCUGGGCGAAGACCAAGGGCUUUGGCUUAAGGAAAGCUGAGGGUUUGGGACGCAGAGCCAGGAACUCGUUCCCAGGUGACCUCGGGCCGAUUCCAGGGCCUCCGGGAGCCCCAGCUGACUCC